Prunus armeniaca (apricot) is the source of this 639-nucleotide messenger RNA. The record is from the annotation of a GenBank genome assembly. Lineage: Eukaryota; Viridiplantae; Streptophyta; Magnoliopsida; Rosales; Rosaceae.
AUGGUUUCGCUCAAGCUCCAGAAGAGGCUCGCCGCGAGCGUGCUCAAGUGUGGUCGCGGCAAGGUCUGGCUCGACCCCAAUGAAGUCAGCGACAUCUCCAUGGCCAAUUCUCGCCAAAACAUACGGAAGUUGGUCAAGGAUGGUUUCAUCAUCAGGAAGCCAACCAAGAUCCACUCUCGAUCUCGUGCACGCCGCAUGAAGGAGGCUAAGAGGAAGGGGCGUCACUCUGGUCAUGGUAAGCGUAAGGGUACAAGGGAGGCAAGGCUUCCUACCAAGAUCCUGUGGAUGCGGAGGAUGCGUGUGCUCAGGCGUUUGCUUCGCAAGUACAGGGAAUCAAAGAAGAUUGACAAACACAUGUACCAUGACAUGUACAUGAAGGUUAAGGGUAAUGUUUUUAAGAAUAAAAGAGUCCUCAUGGAGAGUAUCCACAAGUCAAAGGCUGAGAAGGCGAGAGAGAAGACUCUGUCUGAUCAGUUUGAGGCUAAGCGGGCAAAGAACAAGGCUAGCAGGGAAAGGAAACAUGCUAGGAGGGAGGAACGCUUGGCUCAGGGACCUGGAGAGAGAGCACCGCCAGCUGCUGAGCCAGCUGCUGUUGCCCCAUCUCAACCGACACAGGGAUCUAAGAAAUCCAAGAAGUGA